Molecule: messenger RNA, 2272 nt
Organism: Lycium barbarum (goji berry)
Lineage: Eukaryota; Viridiplantae; Streptophyta; Magnoliopsida; Solanales; Solanaceae
Exons: 6
Coding region: 1018-2136 (372 amino acids)
Biological process (GO): base-excision repair
Molecular function (GO): DNA-3-methyladenine glycosylase activity
Source: RefSeq, a predicted model, not a curated record
UUCUUUCUUUUGUUAAAAACUCAACCAGCCCAAGCUGGUCACCAACCCAACCUUUUUGUCACUUCAAACCAGUUUCUCAGAUCUUCAUCAAUUCAAUUCUCCUCAAAUUCAAUUCUCUCUCCCUCACACACACACUCACUGUACUUCUCUCUCUAAAACUCACUUAAAAAACAAAAAGAAAAUAAACCCUCUUUCUAUUUCCAGAUCAAGAACCCCUCAACCCCAUCACAUUUCUACAUUUUUCUCUUUUCUCUCUACAUACUCCAAUUUUUUUUUUUAAAACAAAAAAAGAAAAAGACAAGGAGAGAGAAAAUUAUAUUUAAUUCUCCUCAAAAUCAACUCUCUCUCUCUCUCUCACACACACACUCACUGUACUUGUCUCUCUCCCUAAAACUCAAAGGAAAAAAGAAAGAACCCCUUUCUAUUUCCGGAUCAAGAACCCCUCAAGUCUCAACCCCAUCACAUUUCCUACAUUUGUUUUUUUCUCUCUACAUUCCCAAAAAAAUUAAUCUUUUUAUAAAGAAAUAAAGAAAAGGAGAGAGAAAAUCAUAAUUAAUUCUCCUCAAAAUCAAUUCUCUCUCUCUCUCUCUCUCUCUCACACACACACACACUCCUCACUCACUCACUACUUCUCUGUCUAAAACUCACUGAAAAAAAGAAAAAGGAAAAAAACCCUCUUUCUAUUUCCAGAUCAAGAACCCAUCACAUUUCUACAUUUUCUUUUUUCUCUCUAUACAUUCCCCAAAAAUAUUUUUUUUUUUUUUAAAAAUAUAAAGAAAAGGAGAGAGAGAAAAGCAUAGUUAGUAUCACUGAGAAGUGAGAAACAGCUUUUUGUUUCCUUCAAAGAAUAAUGAAGUUCUGAAAAGACAAAGUCUUAGUUCCAUCUCUGCUAAAAAUAGAAAGAAAAUGCUUAAUGGAAUCUUUAUCUUUCAAGGAGGUGGUAGAUGUAUGGAAUUUUGAGGAUUUGGAGGCCUUAAAGUUGAAUUAGUUGACAGAAGCCGAGGGGAGUUUCGUUCGAUGUCAGGAGCUUCAAGGGUAAGGUCAAUGAAUGUAUCUGAUUCAGAAGCAAGGCCAGUUCUUGGACCUGCUGGAAAUAAGGCACAAAGGUCACCCGGUUCAAGAAAAUCCCUUUCGAAACCUACGAGAAAGGCAGUGAAGUCAAAAGAGGAAGUUGAGAUGGAAGAUAAAAAUGGUCACCAACCAUCCCCUUCGUUGCAUUCUUUUGAUGUUGUUCCUUCGAUACUUAGGCGACAGGAGUCGUUGUAUUCUAACCUGUCACUUAGUGCUUCGUGUUCUUCUGAUGCUUCAACGGAUUCAUUUCACAGCAGUGCUUCAACUGGUAGGAUAUAUAGAAUGAAUAGUAUCUCAAGUAGAAGGAAGCAGUUGGCAUCGAAGUCCAAAAGGAUUGUUUCAGAUGAUAUAACAAACUCUUCAAUUGACGGUUUGCAAACGAAGAAAAGAUGUUCCUGGGUGACACCUAAUACAGAUCCAUCUUAUGCUAAUUUCCAUGAUGAAGAAUGGGGAGUUCCAGUCCAUGACGACAAGAAACUAUUCGAGCUCCUUGUCCUUUGCGGGGCAUUGGCUGAACUGACAUGGCCUUCCAUUCUUUGCAAAAGGCACAUAUUCAGAGAAGUAUUUGCAGAUUUUGAUCCCAUAGUAGUGGCCAAGUUGAACGAAAAGAAGACUUUAGCUCCUGGAAGUACAGCAUGCUCACUAUUAUCAGAACUUAAACUGCGAGGCAUCAUUGAAAAUGCUCGUCAAAUGUUGAAGGUUAUAGAUGAGUUUGGAUCAUUUGACAAGUAUAUCUGGAGCUUUGUGAACCACAAGCCUAUAGUAAGCGGAUUUAGAUAUCCUCGUCAGGUUCCAGUGAAGACAUCGAAAGCGGAUCUGAUUAGCAAAGACCUAAUAAGGAGAGGUUUUCGGGGCGUGGGACCAACUGUGGUCUACUCUUUCAUGCAGGUUGCUGGUAUUACAAACGACCAUCUUCUUAGUUGCUUCAGAUUUCACGACUGUGUGGAAUCUGCUGAAGGUAAAGAGAAGGAUUCAAUCAAAGAUGAAACCGAAGCAACACAAGCCAAUGAAGCCAUCGAAACAGAGAUAUGUAGAUCGAUCGAUGAUUUGAGUUUCUCCUCGUAGUGAUUAUCAUCUUUGUGUUAUUCGGUGAUAUAAAGACUUGUAACAACUGGUUAAAUUCACAUAGAUUAGCUGCAAAACUGGUUGUGUACAGAAAUGAGUCAAUAUCUAUGAAUCAUAGAAUUCUUAGAGAUUUUUA